ACGUUUGCUUUUUUAAACCAUCUCUUUCUUCCACAGUCCGAUAUUCUCUCUCCCUACUUUCCCUCUCUCUAAAUCCUUCCUAUAAAUUCACAGCCGUUUUAUACAUACCCAUCAUCAUUGUGUUGUGACCCGCCAUACAAUUGCCCCAAUUUGAACGUUAUGGAUUUGCAUCACUAAGACCCAAGUUUGUUCCUUUUCCAAAUCUUUCCUUUGGAACAAAUUAGUCUUAAUAGCUUUUAAGAUAUUUGGAACAGAGAGGAUUCAUGGAUUCUCAGGUCUUGGUUGCACUUGCUCUCUGUCUCGUUGGUGGCUUGAGUACAUCCAUAGGUGCACUUUUUGUGGUUCUUAAUCAAGCUCCUAAUUUGAAGAUGCUUGGGCUUCUACAGGGUUUUGCUGCAGGUCUUAUGCUGAGCAUAUCUUUCUUUGAUUUGGCGCAUAAUGCUAUUAACGCCGUUGGGUUCUUGAAAGGGAACUUGUGGUUCUUUGCAGGGGUCAUUUUCUUUGCUAUUGUUGCCAAUUUCAUCCCAGAACCGACUCUUGCUCCCAUUCCAGAUGGAAAAAGUAAAAAGAAGAAUGGGGAUGAAGGGGGCACGGACAUCAUGAAAAAGCAUCGCCGCCAAGUGCUAUUUAGUGGAAUCAUCACAGCAAUAGGCAUAAGCUUGCACAUUUUUCCAGAAGGAAUGGCUGUGUUUCUUGGAUCUAUGAGGGUACCUCCAGUAUUUUCGUAAAGAUUCUGGGUACAACUACUUAUUUGGAGAAUUAGAGAGUCACAGGUGCUGUAUUAUUUUCAUUGUGGUGACUGAUGGAUGUUUGUCUUGAAUUAGAUAAGAAUAGACAUGUAGUUUCUUUUGCAAGAGGUUUGUUUCCAUGAUGUAUUCCAGAUAUGAUUCCCUUGUUUCCGAAUUGAAAGUUGAACGUUCCCUGGUGAGGGUAUGAUAACCAUCCAAAAAUAAUUAGUGAAUGGGCAGUUGGUAGAUCCACA
Rhododendron vialii is the source of this 982-nucleotide messenger RNA. RefSeq names its product zinc transporter ZTP29-like. Gene Ontology annotation, biological process: zinc ion transmembrane transport. Lineage: Eukaryota; Viridiplantae; Streptophyta; Magnoliopsida; Ericales; Ericaceae. Gene Ontology annotation, molecular function: zinc ion transmembrane transporter activity. Bases 264 to 728 code for a protein of 154 amino acids. The record is from RefSeq and is a predicted model, not a curated record. Gene Ontology annotation, cellular component: membrane. The transcript is spliced from 6 exons.